Messenger RNA from Odocoileus virginianus texanus, 1381 nucleotides. RefSeq names its product interleukin 19 (gene IL19). The record is from RefSeq and is a predicted model, not a curated record. Lineage: Eukaryota; Metazoa; Chordata; Mammalia; Artiodactyla; Cervidae.
CAAUGUUUGGCCCUGAUAACAUUCUUCUGAUUCUCCCUGGAGCAGGUUGUCACAAAGGCAGGAGAGCAGGACUUUGCCUUUUCCCAGUGGCUUUGGCUGCCCUGGGUGGACCUGACCUUGAGUGAUGUGUUGCCGUGGAAGAGGAGCUCUAGUGAUGGACAUGAAGGCGCCGUGCGUCUCCCUCUGCCUCCUGGGUGCCGGGCUCUUCCUGUGCUCAGCGCACGCCCGAGGCCUCAGGAGAUGCCUCAUGUCCAUGAACUUGCACCGUGUGGAGGAGAGCUUCCGAGGAAUCAAAACAGCCAUUCAGGCUAAGGACACCUUCCAAAACGUCACCAUCCUGUCCCCGUCGGAGACCCUGCACGGCACUCAGCCCUUAGAUGUAUGCUGCGUGACCAAGAACCUCCUGGCAUUUUAUGUGGACAGAGUGUUCAAGGACCAUCAGGAGCUGAGCCCCCAAAUCAUGAGAAAAAUCAGCAGUCUUGCCAACUCUUUCCUCUACAUGCAGAAGACUCUACAACAAUGUCAGAAGCUGUGUCACUGCAGACAGGAAGCAACCAAUGCAACCAGAAUCAUCCAUGACAACUAUGAUCAGCUGGAGGUCCGAUCGGCUGCCAUUAAGGCUCUGGGAGAGCUGGACGUCUUUCUAGCCUGGAUUGACAAGCAUCAUGGAGGAACUUCCGCUGCCUCAAGACAAGGAACCUGACCUGGGGGGAUGAACAGCCCCGAGAGGCUUCUGGUGGGGGACAGCCAACUUGGAAGGGGAGCGAGAUGGGGGAGGCCCUGUUUUAUGCAAAUGAGGGUCUUUUUGAGGAAGUCUUCCUACUUGUUUGGGAUUCUCUUCUCUGGGCUGAGGUGUUGUAACGGGAAAUUCUGGGUUUGAGCACACCUCACCUUGUGGCUAAAAUCUCACCGGCUGGGGCCAGCUUGUCUGAUCUCAUCUGAAGGUAUCCAAGCAGUCUGCUGUUUUUAUAUUUGUAACAAAAUAUGUCUGUUUCGAGGUCCUGUGGGGCCAUCCUGGAGGGAGAGGGUGGGCUUCCCUAAUUUAUUGUGAAGUUUCUUAUCCCAUGUCUGUGAUGUGAGCUAAGCGAUAUCCUGUGGUGCAUAUUGUACUGACUGGUUUUUCCGAAUAAAUUCUGUUCUUUACCAAUUAGUGGAAGUGUUUUCUGUUUUAGGAAGGCCAGUCAAGGACCAUGAAUGGAGACUAUGAGAAAUAAAAGGGGCCUUUGGGGAAUUCCCUGGUGGUCUAGUGGUGAGGACUCUGAAUUCUCACUGCGAAGGGCCUGGGUUCAGUCCUUGGUUGGGGAACAAAAUACAAGCCAUGCAGUACUGCCAAAAACAAAUAAAUAAAUUAAAAAAAAAAAGAAAUGAAGUGGGCCUUGAA